Drosophila arizonae is the source of this 848-nucleotide messenger RNA. Its product is annotated as putative peptidyl-tRNA hydrolase 2. Gene Ontology annotation, cellular component: cytosol. Lineage: Eukaryota; Metazoa; Arthropoda; Insecta; Diptera; Drosophilidae. The record is from RefSeq and is a predicted model, not a curated record. Gene Ontology annotation, molecular function: peptidyl-tRNA hydrolase activity.
AAUUUGAAAUAUAUUUGUAUCGGUGCCGGUGUGCGAGAAUACUUCGCAUUCUCCGAAUUUUAUAAAAAGUAGAGCACAAUAAAACCGAGUCAAAAAUGGGUGAUAAACUGUUGGACACAUCGCAAAUUAUAAAUGGAUUGGCUGUGAUGAUAUCAUUUUUUGUUGGGUACAAAUAUGCUCUAAAACGGGGUGAAGCUUGCGCUAAAAUUGACGAGACUCCAUCGGAGACGCCAGAAGGCGCAGCUGUCGCAGUAGCAGACAAGACCUAUGGCGGCUUCAAUGACAACUACAAAAUGGUGCUCGUUGUGCGCAACGAUCUGAAGAUGGGCAAGGGGAAGAUUGCCUCGCAGUGCUCCCACGGAGCUGUGGGCGCCUAUCAAAGGGCUGUGACUCGUACGCCACGCCUAUUGCGUGCCUGGGAAAAUUGUGGAUGUGCAAAGAUCGCAGUGCGCGUCGAUAGCGAAGCCGAACUGAUGAGCAUCAAGCGAUCCGCCGAACAACUGCAUCUGAACACUUGUCUCAUCCGUGAUGCUGGACGUACCCAGAUCGAGCCGAAUUCCAAGACUGUGCUCGCCGUAGGACCCGCAGCGGCAGUCGAAAUCGAUCGUGUGACUGGCCACCUGAAACUGUUGUAAUGCUCGGCUGACAGGCCCAAGUGCAGCCAGCGCGUAGGAUAUACGCAAUUCUCAGCAAGCAAUAUCUGUGGCAGCGGGUGGUAAGCAACCACGACGACGACGAUGACGACCAUGACUGUGACAUGUACGUUGAACUAGAGUCUAGUGCUUAAUUGCGUUUAUUUGUAAACUGAGUUAUAACAAAUUAAAUCCCUUAUGAUGCUGCUAUCUUUA